UGUCCUGGAGAUUCCACUCUGCUGCAGCUGGUGGACCGACCCUGGCUGGGAGCGGCGUUGGGGCUCAGAGUAGGUGGGCGCCGAGGGCCCAGCGCACCAGGGAAGCCGAGGUCGUGGGGCCGGCGCUUUUUUCCGUCUCCCGCCGCACUCCUGGGGCGGGCGGCGUUCACUGGGCCGAAGAGAAGUUUCAGCCACGUGUCCUGAGCGACGCCAGACUUUUACUUGUUAUAAACUGAUGGAUUUUCCAUCUCUCAACUAACAGUAUUGGAGCUGUAACAUCAUCAGAUUUGAAAUAAAUCUGUAUUCAUGAAGAGUGACUGCAUGCAAACCACAACAUGUCAAGAAAGAAAAAAAGAUCCAAUAGAAAUGCUUCAUUCUGGGCAGCUGGUAAAAGUCUGCGCCCCAAUGGUGCGAUAUUCAAAGUUGGCUUUUAGAACACUGGUAAGAAAAUACAGUUGCGAUCUGUGCUAUACGCCAAUGAUAGUUGCUGCUGAUUUUAUCAGAUCUAUAAAAGCCAGAGACAGUGAAUUUACCACAAACCAAGGUGAUUGCCCAUUGAUUGUUCAGUUUGCUGCUAAUGAUGCAAGAGUUUUAUCUGAUGCUGCUCGUAUAGUCUGUCCUUAUGCGAAUGGAGUAGACAUUAACUGUGGUUGUCCUCAGAGGUGGGCAUUGGCAGAAGGUUAUGGAGCUUGCUUAAUAAACAAUCCAGAGCUUGUUCAAGACAUGGUGAAACAAGUAAGAAAUCAAGUGGCAAACCCCAGAUUUUCAGUAUCUAUUAAAAUAAGGAUCCAUGAUGACCUUACAAGAACUGUAGAUCUUUGUCGAAAGGCUGAAGCGACAGGGGUUUCCUGGAUUACAGUCCAUGGAAGAACUGUUGAAGAAAGACAUCAGCCAGUUCACUAUGAGGCCAUUAAAAUAAUUAAGGAAAAUAUAUCUAUACCUGUAAUUGCUAAUGGAGACAUCAGAAGCUUAAAAGAAGCAGAAAAUGUGUGGCAUAUUACUGGGACAGAUGGUGUGAUGGUUGCAAGAGGACUCUUAGCCAACCCGGCCAUAUUUGCUGGAUAUGAGGAAACCCCACUGAAAUGCAUCUGGGACUGGGUUGACAUUGCUCUUGAACUUGGAACUCCUUAUAUGUGUUUCCAUCAACAUUUAAUGUACAUGAUGGAAAAGAUAACUUCGAGGCAGGAAAAAAGAAUAUUUAAUGCUUUGUCAAGCACAUCAGCAGUCUUAGAUUACCUUACAGACCAUUAUGGGAUUGACUGGACUUCCUAAAUUAUUUUCUAUCUUUAGUGAAACCAACCAGGGUCACAUCUUGGUUUUCACUUUGAAUCAGUGGCUCGCAAACAUUAGUAUAAAAACAAUGCCCUGACAGAAUUUUUAAAAGUCAUUCCUAGACCAUAUCCUCAGAGAUUCUGAUUCAGUAAAUCUCUAGGGUGGACCCAAAAUUUAGUUUUAAAGAAGACCCCAGGUGGUUCAAACAUUGACAAACAUUG
Molecule: messenger RNA, 1493 nt
Organism: Eubalaena glacialis (North Atlantic right whale)
Lineage: Eukaryota; Metazoa; Chordata; Mammalia; Artiodactyla; Balaenidae
Gene: DUS4L
Product: dihydrouridine synthase 4 like
Exons: 8
Coding region: 307-1272 (321 amino acids)
Biological process (GO): tRNA processing
Molecular function (GO): tRNA dihydrouridine synthase activity; flavin adenine dinucleotide binding
Source: RefSeq, a predicted model, not a curated record